This is a messenger RNA of Papaver somniferum (opium poppy), 501 nucleotides long. Its product is annotated as auxin-responsive protein SAUR50-like. The record is from RefSeq and is a predicted model, not a curated record. Lineage: Eukaryota; Viridiplantae; Streptophyta; Magnoliopsida; Ranunculales; Papaveraceae. The coding region runs from base 1 to 501 and encodes 166 amino acids. Gene Ontology annotation, biological process: response to auxin. The transcript has 2 exons.
AUGGUAGCACGAUAUGCAUCACAUAAGCGCGUGGCGACUGUGAUUGGAUUGGAGUUCCCUGAUUACUUAAGUAGAGAUGUCGUGCGUGUCCAAAUACCUAAGCAGAUCAAUUUAAGUAUUCCAAAAGUCAUCAUGCUAAAGAGAAUUGAUUCAGUAAAGAAACUUGCUAAGAUGAUGAAGGUGAAGACAGGAAACCGGCAGACAUCACGUUAUGAAUCGUUAGUACGUUGCGAUUACGAAGAAUCACCACCAACAACUCCAAAAGGAUUUUUCGCAGUGUAUGUUGGAGAAGAACGGCAGCGGUUUGUUGUGCCGACUAGUUUUCUCGAUCAUCCUCUUUUCAAGAUGUUGUUACAGAAAGCUUCCGAUGAAUUUGGAUAUACACAGAGAGAUGGACUGGUUGUUCCAUGUUCAGUUUCCACUUUUGAAGAAGUUGUGAGUGCUGUUGAAUGUACUCGUGGGCAGUUUGAUCUUGCAGGUUUGGUCGAAGAGUUCAAUUAG